AUGGAGUUCAUAGGAAGCAGUUACAGAGGAGAUACCAAAAAUGGCAGAAUGGAAGGACAAGGAGAGUACACCUUCCCCACUGGCACUAAAUAUGUAGGAGAGACAAGAGAUGGGAUGUUCCAUGGCAAAGGAGUGCUGCACUUUUCAACUGGAAGUAAAUAUGAAGCCAUCUGGGAAAACGGUAUCGCCAAACAGGGCUCAUUUACAUUUGCUGAUGGCCUGCAGUAUGAGGAGAAGGACUGGGACUACUGCAACGGUUACGACAGGCGCUUCUACAGCGAGAGGUGCAACGGGCUCAGACCGGCAGGAGAAUCUCAGAUGACUGAUGUUCAUCCUCCACGAGUCAUUCCUGAUGGAUGUUACGACUGUGCAGACGGUUUCUAUGACCCUACUACCAGAGUCGUCACUUCCUAUGCUGGCAGAUUCCUCAGGAAUGCAGACGACUCCGAACACGAGUGGAUUGUGCGGACUUGUCGGAAGGCCUGGGAUGAGGUUGUUGGCGUUGAUCCGGAAAAAUCUGUCGUAGCCAAAUCUGAAGAGAGCAGCACCAAAUAA
Messenger RNA from Stegastes partitus (bicolor damselfish), 555 nucleotides. RefSeq names its product MORN repeat containing 5 (gene morn5). The transcript is spliced from 5 exons. Lineage: Eukaryota; Metazoa; Chordata; Actinopteri; Pomacentridae. The coding region runs from base 1 to 555 and encodes 184 amino acids. The record is from RefSeq and is a predicted model, not a curated record.